Messenger RNA from Plutella xylostella (diamondback moth), 790 nucleotides. RefSeq names its product mitochondrial ribosomal protein L48 (gene mRpL48). The record is from RefSeq and is a predicted model, not a curated record. Gene Ontology annotation, cellular component: mitochondrial ribosome. Lineage: Eukaryota; Metazoa; Arthropoda; Insecta; Lepidoptera; Plutellidae.
UCACCUAUUCUGUGGUUCUGUGUAAAAUAAAUAACCUCAAAUUUACUUUUAUUUACAAAAAUAAAUUAUGUUUUAACCGAACUCUAACUGUAUUAUAGAGCAGAAUCACAUUAAAUUGUAUUUCUUGUACUACAAGAACCAUACAAAAUGUUCGGCUUAAGAAUAUUAAAAACUGCAAGACUUAGUUCUCUUCUACAACCCAAGUGGGUUAAGCCAGAUGCCACUGUACAGGCUACAACACAGCUCCGACUGAAGAGUGAUCUACAUGAACCGGACUACCUAAUUAGUAUGGAACCAGAUGAGCCAGUGCAUGACUGCCUGAAUCUUCAACUAAAGGGCUACGACUACACACUCCUGGAGGCUUGUCAGAGUCAAAUACACAGAUAUUGUGAAGUCAUGGGCCUAACUGUUGAUGAAUGUUGGGCGACGCCGGCGCAGCAGCUGAAGGUGCAGCGCUACAAGCCGCGCGGCACCGUCGUGGACGCCGAGUACCACCUCCACGUCUACGAGAGGAAUGUGCAGGUAUCCGACGUCCCCGCCUGGGCUCUAGGCACCCUCAUCCGGCUAGCACGCGCGUCCCUGCCCGAGGGCUGCGCGCUCAGCGUGCACGACCACGCCGUGGAGCACGAGGAGGUGCGCUACGUGCCCGACAACCAGCUGAUCGACCUCAAGCAGCAGCUCGAGGACAUGGGCGGCGCUAGGCCCGACAAGAAGAAGAGGAAGUGAUGGGGGUAGUGAGAGUUGUGGUGUUAGGAUAGUGUGUACAGAUUGAAUUAAAGCUUUAGUUGUU